UCAUCUCACUCGUCGCCUGGGCAGUGUCUCGUUCCACCGUCUUCGCCCCGCCUUUAUUAGCCCACUCCGACUACCAUGCUCACAUCUCCCAUCAUGUCCCGCCCCGGCAUCGCUCUACCCUCGAUUCGAGAGAUGUUCCCCGACAUGGAUGGCUCAUCCGAACGCAGCACCCUCCAACCCACAGCUCGCCUCUCCCCUCAACAGUCCACCAGAUCGCCUGCAAUGAGGAGCGCCACCGAUGCGGCGACCAUGCGCAACGCCGACAAGUACCACGCACAUUCACGCUACGCCACCUCUCCAUACCCGCAGUACCGUGGCUCUCUUCCCUCGCCACCACCUUCGCGCUCAGGCGAGGCUCAGAUGCACACACACUCAUCAUCCCCAGAAAUUCUCCACCGUGGUCCCGUGACUACAAGCCCUGCUUAUUCUUUUAACGUCCUCCGUGCAGACCCAGCUGGGUCCUCACUGGAGCACGUUGCCUCCUCUACGAGCGCACGCAACCACCCACGUGCAACUAAUCUUGCCCCCGUCGCGCAGCCCACCCACUCCAUGGCCCACACCUCAGGCAUCGCACCAGUUUUCCGCGUCUCGAUGCCCAUCGAUAUGAGCACCGCGCGACGAUACCAUUAUCACGAGCCUGCGCCCACCAAUGCGCCAAUGACAGGCCAGGUGACAUUCCGCGAGGGCGGCGAGCCCUCCUCAUCGAAGCACCACUACUCCGCAGCCCCGCCUACCCACGGACAAGCGCAAAUGAUGGCUGUCCACCAGCAGCAUCCAUACCCCUCCCAAGGACCCCCCAGUGGCUCCGCUGGAGCGUCGGCGUCAUCAUCUAUCCCACCCGGCUCGAUGCUCGCCUUCUCGAUCAGCGAUCCGCCGGGCCGUGCGCCCACCAUCGUCGACGGCUCGCGACGCGGGUUCCCAAAGAUCAUUGAACAGGGUCAUGCAGGGCAACAUUCGGGCAAUGGCGGCGGCAACGAGGGGCGUGGCAAGCGGCACGAGUGCCCACACUGCCGCAAGCGCUUCAACCGGCCGAGUAGCCUCAAGAUCCAUGUUAACACGCACACGGGCGCGCGACCGUACCGGUGCCCGUAUCCAGGGUGUGGCCGUGAGUUCAACGUGAACUCGAACAUGCGCCGGCACUGGCGUAAUCACUCGCGUGUUGGCGCCGGACCCUUCCCAGAGGAACUCGACGUCUUCGUGCAAACGCACCGACCCGAUCCUCGCAGCGCUGGCCAAUUUGCCAGUAUCAACUCCGCUAGCGCCGGCAUGGUGGCUACCUCACACCGUCGGGCAGCGAGCGGCGCUAGUUCCAGAGCUGCGCUCAUCUCCCCGCCGACCACGACGCACAGUAUCAGCGACGGCGACUCGGACGACGAGCCUGUCUUGCUUGGGUCUGGACCUGGACCCGGAUCCGUUCCCUCGCGGCGACCAUAUGGCGCUAUGGACGUGGACGAUGCAGAUCCCUCAGACGGCGAGAGCGCCUCCGAGGACGAGGAUGAGGAUGAGCGGCCCCGCAAGAUCCAGGUUGUGCCCAGCUCCAGCUCAUCCGAGUCGGAGUGGUCUCGACCUGCGUCGCCUUGUCGCCAGCCAGCUUCAUCGACCUCGCAGACGACCUACUACACGCACGGUUCGCAUCACUCGAGGAAUGGGCAUAGCGGGGAUUAUACGUACCGCCCGUCUCUGCCUGCUUACGCGCGCUCGAUGACGGACACGCGGGUGUCGACUGCUCUGCGACCUGCAUUUGCGACUUAGUGCUCGUCUUUAAUGUUUUUCUUGCUUUUUCUUUCUUUUUUGAUUCUUUCUUGCUUACAAGGAUGUGGCAAAGCUGAAUGCUAAACAACGCCGUGUACAUAUAACUGUGCUCUUGGUUUCAACCACUUUCUUGCUCUGAACGAUCGUACGCAACAAACACAUUACAGCAUACUGUAGAUCAUGCAAAUUCAUGAAUAUAGGAUAACGCACAAGUAUAAAUCGCUAC
Molecule: messenger RNA, 1978 nt
Organism: Coniophora puteana RWD-64-598 SS2
Lineage: Eukaryota; Fungi; Basidiomycota; Agaricomycetes; Boletales; Coniophoraceae
Exons: 4
Coding region: 76-1752 (558 amino acids)
Biological process (GO): regulation of transcription by RNA polymerase II
Cellular component (GO): nucleus
Source: RefSeq, a predicted model, not a curated record